Molecule: messenger RNA, 1944 nt
Organism: Poecilia reticulata (guppy)
Lineage: Eukaryota; Metazoa; Chordata; Actinopteri; Cyprinodontiformes; Poeciliidae
Source: RefSeq, a predicted model, not a curated record
UAAGCUGCAUCCUAAACUGCAUCCUAAGCUGCAUCCUUACUUCGGAAGGAGAAUAUUAACUGGUCCAUAUUGACCCCUGCUGCCUGUAAACGUCUGCGGUGAUUUGAUGGGUUUAAAAUGUGGCAUUUAUAAAUGACAUGGUGAAAAUAAUAACUUUACCUCCGUUUUUCCUCUUAUGACAAACUAAAUGACUCAAAUUAUUGCUGUUAAUUUGUGACAGUAUAACUUUACAAACGGCCCGCCAUAAUGGAUCAGAACCUUUACCUGAAAUCUGGCACCAGAACCAGAAAAUGUCCAUCCAUGACGUCAGAUCAGGUGACCAUCUGUUUGGGUUUCAGAAACUCGUUUGAGCUCCAGGAUUCAAAGACAGAGAAACCGCCGUCGGCUCUCAUCCGAGUGGUGAAGCUGGAGGAAGUGAAGGAGAACCCGAUGAUUGGAGAGAUCCAGAAGGACGAGAGAGAGUUUCGUCCUGGAGGAGAUCCAGCGGAGCCGGUCAGUUCCUCCGAAGGCCAACAGGGGGAGCUGCAGAGCCGCCCAGACCGAAAGCCCUCAGAGGGAACCUCAGCCGGAGUCCCUCCCUGGAGGAGCCACCUGGUGGCGCCAGAGAGCAGAGACCUGAAUGGCUCCGCCCCUCAAACCUCCCACCACGUCACAGAUGGGCGAGGAAACGGCGGCGAGGCGCUGGGACCGUCAGCCAAUCGGCUGUCAACGCAGCUUCAUUACGUCACUCAGUCCGACGACAGGAACGCGGUUUACGCUCGAGUCAGCAAGAAGCUCCGCUUGGCCAACUCACCUGUUCCCACACCUGAGGGGGCGGGGCCACCGCGGGGGGAGGAGCCUGAGGAGCAGCGCUUCCCUCCGCCGCCUGACCGGGAGACAUGGGAGGUGGGAGCAGAAUAACCCCAACACCAGGGGGCGCUGUGGCAGCGAGGUGCACAGAGGGUGAUGAUGAUGAUGAUGAUGAUGAUGAUGAUGAUGAUGAUGAUGAUGAUGAUGAUGAUGACUGCCGAGGAUUUGAAACCGUCUGUUACCAUGGAAACGCUGACCUUUGGAAACCAUCCUUCAUGAAACUUCUGAGACUUCUGAUUGGUCCGUUGUGUUCCGACCCAAACCGGUUCUGAUCAGCUGAUUUCUGCUGCUCGCUUCAUGUCCAUCCAGAAGGGGGCGCUGCAGGACCAGGAACUGAAAUAAAGUUUAACGUUUCUGAACACAGUGGUUCAGAUUGACACGUGUUCAGUGUUUGGUUUUUGUCUUCAAAUUGGAUAAAUAUAGUUCUAGUUCCUUAAAACUGAAAAAAAAGUGAAGGUGAUGAAAUACGAAAUAUGAGAAAUAUGAUAAUUAUUUGAAAGUCUUCUGCCUGUCGUCAUAUUCUUUCCAUGAAAACCAAAAAUAAUAUUCUCAAACAUUAGUAACGAUUUAGAAUCAGCAUUACAAAUGUUAAAGUUAUUCAUUUCUCUCUGAAGUUCCAGAUUAGGGUAUUGAUUCAAUAUAUUUCAUCUUGAUUAUCGAUUAUUAGGGUAAAUUCUGUGUAGCAGAUUUUAGUUUCUGGUGAAAUAUUAUCAUUUUUCCUCCCAGUGAAUCAGGAACAGAAACAUGUUGAUGAAACCGGAAAUCCGGAAACAAGGAUUUAAAUUCAUCAUAAAAAGUUUCCAUAUUUCAUAGAGACUGAAUGAAACUGAGCGGAUUUCCGUGGAUGGCCCACAGGGGGCGCUGCACAGCCACACAUCAUAUUCACUCUAUUUUCACUCAAACACAUCAGAAUAAAAUAGUUUAUUUCCUAAAUGUUUGAUUUUCCUGGAAGUCUGGGUCAAAGAUUAACUGGAAAAUGUUUUUAAACUUCAUCUUUUCCGUUUUUUAUUAAUCUGAUUAGUUUUGUUACUAAUCGCUCAUCAAUAAAUAUAUUUAUCCUGACCUGCUGCUGACAUUUUAUUGCUAUUUUCUCUG